AUGUCCAUGGGUCCAUCAUUGAGCGUGAACACCCCCUACACCUACUACCAGCCAGAAUCUUCUGAAGAGAUCCUUCGGCUUCGAGGCGGGUCAAAGGAGAGGAAGAAGCGCCAGGCUGCGGCCGACGCGGAGGGGCACCAGCAAGGUGGACAAUUGCCGGGCGAGAAGAUUGCAGAAGAGCAGCCUCAGCAGACCGCCGUUUAG
Messenger RNA from Cryptococcus wingfieldii CBS 7118, 204 nucleotides. RefSeq lists its product as hypothetical. NCBI's taxonomy places the organism in Eukaryota, Fungi, Basidiomycota, Tremellomycetes, Tremellales, Cryptococcaceae. The coding region runs from base 1 to 204 and encodes 67 amino acids. The transcript has 3 exons. The record is from RefSeq and is a predicted model, not a curated record.